Trichomonas vaginalis G3 is the source of this 4482-nucleotide messenger RNA. Its product is annotated as calcium-dependent cysteine-type endopeptidase protein. Gene Ontology annotation, cellular component: cytoplasm. Gene Ontology annotation, biological process: proteolysis. The transcript has a single exon. The record is from RefSeq and is a predicted model, not a curated record. Bases 1 to 4482 code for a protein of 1493 amino acids. Lineage: Eukaryota; Parabasalia; Trichomonadida; Trichomonadidae. Gene Ontology annotation, molecular function: calcium-dependent cysteine-type endopeptidase activity.
AUGCAAGAGGAGUGGAUUCUUAUCCUUAGUUUUUGCAUUCCAUACUUUGGUUUUGCAGCUCUAUGGAUAUUUUUAAUUAAGAAGUACUUCUACUGGCGCCCUCUUGUAUUUGCCCGAUUUGUUAUUGCCAAUUGGAUCAAAAGACAAAUUGGUUCAGCAGUUUUUUGGAUCUGCUAUAUACUAUGGUGGAUAUUUUUCUCUCUACCAAUCCUUAUCCCUGCCUUUUUCUCUAUUUACUUAAAUAAAAAAUACGAAAGUGUUCCGAUCACUAUAGUAGUAGCCAUUACGCCAGCUGUAAUGUUCACAUUAUUUAUCACAUAUAAGAAUUACAAUCAUAAUGGUUUCAAAAUCGGAUAUACAACAAAGAUAUUGCUUGGAAUUUGCUUUGCCUUAAUUUUCGUAGUUAAUAUCGUCACUACUAUACUAUAUACGCCCGAGAAAAAUUGGAAAGCGUACGGAUUUUUCUUCACUGCACCACCAAUUCUGAUAUACGGAUAUUGCCUUUGUUAUUCUCGAAGAAAAAUCAAGAAAGAUGCUGCAAAAUCAAUCCUCGAUAAUGAUUCCUCAAAGAGAAGUUUCAUUUACGAAAUUUGCAACCGUAAAUUCGAUAAUUGGUUCGGGGGAAGUCAUAAAUUACCUUGGUAUCAUAUCAUUGUCGUAGUAGCAUCAUCAGUCAUCUUCAAUUUCACGUUUUACGGACUCUGGAAAGACGAACCUACGCUUGCUACAGCUGCCGGAUCCUUUGUUAUUGAUAUGUUGAUACUAAUCAGACAAAAUUUAAUUCCUAAUCAAGUACAAACAGUCAAAUUCUUAUUUGUUGCCUACUUACUUAAAGUAUAUGCCAUCUACAAUAGCCCAGAAUACUGGCUCUACAGUCAUUCUGUUUAUUUCUUAGUUUUCGGCAUCUGGUUUUUAACAAGGUUUAUGAUAUGGCUCUCCAAUAAGUCAUUAUGUCCAAGAAAGAAGGUCAGAUUAAGCCAAAGCCUCAUAGAUGGUGAAGUUAUGGAACAAAUUGAAAAAAUUACACCGGAAGGCAUACGUCCGACGUCAUUAGAAGCUAUUCCAAGCAUCAUUGUAUUCAUAAUUGCAGUCAUUUUAGCAGCCGUUGAAAUCAAAAUUUAUGGAGAAGAUGUAGAUCAAAAAAUUUUCAACGAUAACACUCAGAAAACAGGUUACAUCACAAUAAUUGUUAUUACUAUUGCUAUAUCAUUUAUCCUUUCUGUGAUAAUAUGCGCUUAUACCGGCAGAGGAAAGAUAUCUAAACUUAUGUUACUCACAGUCAUCUCAGGCAUCAUAUUCUUACACUUAUUCCUCCAUUUCUACCAAGAUCUCAACAUCACACCUUAUCAAAACGGUUUAUUCUUCAUGAUAAUUUUCAUGGCAAUCGACGGAAUCCUAUUUUGCCUUUCUUUGAGUGGUAACGCAUUCAAACUCACAAAAGGAACAUCAUUGUUCGUACAAACUAUCAUUUAUAUGGUACUUUUAAUCAUAAUAUCACUAAGUCUCAUAAUUGUUCCUAUUGUUUGUGCAGAAAAGUCAUUGAUAGGUGUUAUAAUUACAUUAGGUUUUCUUUCUGCUGUGUUCUUUUUCAUUUUCAGCCACUUCUUCAUCAUGCCAACAUUCAAAUGCGACUGGAUCAUUUAUCUCACACUGUUUUGCGUAUUUUAUAUUGGAUACUGCCUCGCAUUGUACUUCUCCGACUACUUAUUUGUAUCAUUUGUCUCUGGUGGCUUCGGAAUUCUUUUCAUUGCAUACGGAAUCACUUUAAUCUGGUGCUAUCGUAACCAAUGGACAUUGUCCCUAGGUCCAAUGCUCAUUUCCACCAUCACAUCAUGCAUUGUCACUGGUUUAUUAACAUGGCAAUUCAUGAUUUCGGAAUACAAACUUUCCACAGCUGUUUUUGCUUAUGUAUUCGCUCUCAUUGCAUGUGGAAGUAUUUAUAUCUUUGCUAUGCAGAAAUAUCGUUAUAAUCAUUCUGCUCUUUCUAUUUGUGCCAUUGUUUUUUAUUGUGUAUUCAGUGUUGCAAUGUUAGUUCUUAUUUUCUUACAAAACUCUACACCAUACUUUGUCUAUACUAUUGCAUCGAUUGUAACUGCUGUUUUGGCUGUUGGAUGUGCUGUUACUUAUGUUUUGAUGAACUCAAAGACAACAGUUCUUGUAUUGACCAAUUUCUUCUUCCCAGCGAGAAAUUAUUACAGCGGAUCAAUCCACAAGAUUCCAAUUUUCACAACAGCUUAUUUGCUUUUGAUUGUCGAUCUUUGGAUGUGGGGUUUGUUCGGAAUGAUUUCUGAUAACACAAACAUCGUUCCUCCAAUAAUGAUCACAGCUGCAUUCACUGUUACUUCUUUGUUUGGUAUUGCGCUUUUGAUUGAACUUGAUCAGAAAUGUCUCAGUUCUUUACAGUACAUUUCUACAGAAGCUAUCACACAUGCUGUAGGAAAAGCAAUGCACGCAGCAGGCGUUUCUUCAAAUCUAAAAGUGCCAACAAAAGUGGAUAAAAGUAAUCCACAGAAAUACUUAGAUACAGAAAGACAGUUCAAUAAAAUGAACUCUGCAAUUUCAUACUUUAUUACUGCUCUCAAAGCACAACUCUUCAUUUCAUCACAAAUGGCUUUUCUUAUGGCAAAAGACAAACUUAAAACAAUUUUGUCAUCUAAAAACAUCGAAUGCAAUUUCCUCGAUGAAAGUGACUUUAGUCCUGAAGAAAGAUCAAGAGUUAUUAACUUGUAUUUGAACUUGACAGGUCAAUCAUCUGUUAACGCUCCUACAGCUGAUUUAAAGCAGAAUAUAACUGUAAAACCUCAUACAGCAACAACAACUCUUCCUUCGCCAAAAACUAUGUCAGAUACAAAACAAAAAUCUGACUCUAAACCAAAAUCAAAAACUGACACUAAAUCAAAAAGUGACAAACCGUCCAAACCAGCCGACACCUCCAACGCAAGCAAAGCAAAGACAACAAACAAUACAAAUACAAAUAAUAACAAUAAUAGUAGUGGUGGCGGUGGAUGGUUUGGAAAAUGGUUCAAUAAAAAUUCAGAAGAAACACAUGCAAGUACAAAAUGUAAUUAUGAACCUCCGUGGUCUCAUAUAACUGAGUACAUGAAGAUGCAGGAUACAAUCAGGAAGCAGAUUGAUAAUAUUCCAAGUAAUUCCAAUUCAAAAUACGUAGACAACGGAUUCCAUCCAACUAAAAAAGUUACAGAAGCAAACAAUGUUUUGUUAAAUGGCGUAGAAUGGGUUAGAGCUGAGCAGUUAUAUGAGAAACAGAAGUUCAUUGAUACUUGCAGACCAAAUGACUUAGUACAAGGCUAUUUCGGCGAUUGUUAUGUUGUUACUGCAAUGGCAAGUAUCUGCAGAAGCAUUUCGAAUAUUAAGAAUUUGUUUUAUAUACCAGAUAUUGCAGUUAAAAACGGACUUUGCUGUGUUGUUUUCAAGGCAAUGAACAAAGAAAUGUCAGUUAACGUCGAUACAUUGAUUCCUCUCUUGAACGGCAAGCCAAGAAUGGUUCAUCCAGCGACAGAAAGAUCUCCAUAUUGGUUCUGCAUUGUUGAGAAAGCUUAUGCAAAAAUUGUUGGUUCAUAUUCUGCAGCAACAGGCGGAACUCCUGAUGAAGCUCUUUAUAGAUUACUUGGCGGAUUCCCAAUCAAUAUCGACCUUACAGAUCUCGAUGUCAGAGAAAGCAUCACAUCAGGCGAACUGUUCAAGCAAAUGGUUGAAUGGAACAAGCGCGGUUCACAUUUGAUUGCUGGUUCUCCAGAAGGAAGCCACUUCAAGAAGAACAAAGAUGGAAUUGUUCAAGGCCAUGCUUACAAUAUUCUCGAUGUUGUUGAAUUCCACGGUGUUCAACUCCUUAAAUUACGUAAUCCAUGGGGUGAACAAGAGUGGAAAGGAGAUUGGUCUGCUGAAUCUUCUAUGUGGAAGAAAUAUCCAGCUGUUGCAAGUAAAUGCAAUUUUGAUAAAGAUCGAACACAAACAGAUGGUGUUUUCUGGAUGUUAUUUAAAGAUUUCACAUCAAACUAUGCACAGUUGUAUUGUUUGAUUGUUAAUGAAUCAUUGCCGCAUUACAGAUUCAUCAUCAGUAACACAAUGAAGCCAGGAGACACAGAUGGUGCUAAACCAGUUACACAAUCGCGAGAUGCCGAUUGUUUGCCACAGUACAUCUUGAGAGUUUCAGCAGAUUGCACCAUUAAAAUGUUCUUAGAAAGAACCGGUCCAGCGGUUCCAACAUGGGUUUACGCAGUCAAAGGAAAGGAACCAAUCAAGAAGAUCUAUUCAGGAACUAAAUAUAAGACAGAGCCAAUGCCCGAAAACUCCGCAAUUUACUCAUUCGAUUGGCAAAUGGAAAGCGGCGAAUGGGUUAUAGUUGUCUGCAGAAACAAAUGCGACAAAGAAUCCGAUUACGUUUUGAAGAUGUAUUCUGAUCGCCGGAUUGAAUUAACUCCAUUGAUUAACUGCACUCAACAAACAAUUUCAACAAAGUAA